Rotaria sordida is the source of this 606-nucleotide messenger RNA. Lineage: Eukaryota; Metazoa; Rotifera; Eurotatoria; Philodinida; Philodinidae. The record is from the annotation of a GenBank genome assembly.
AUGUUAACAAAUCCAAAUUGUGAAUUUGAAUUAAAUUUUAUUUCAUUCAAUACACUUGGUCAAUGGUUUCAAUCAUUAAGAAUAAAUGAAAGUAGAAAUCAAAUUGAUGAUGUUGAUGAUAAAAGUAGUCUUCAAACAUCUGAAAUUUAUCAAAUUGAUCAUUCUCCACAAGAAAUGAAUCCAAAAUCAGCUGGAUCAUCAUUAAUAAUUAAUGAAGAUUCUCAUGAUUCAAUAAAUGAAAGUCAAACAUCAACUGCAUCGUCAAAAAUUCAUAUAAUGGAAUGUGAUGCAAGUAGUACUUCGAGUGAUUUAAUAUUAGAUGAUAUAAGAUUACUUGUUGAAUUAUUUUAUUUACUUAAUGAACAUAGACCAAAUGCUCAAGAAAUGUUUAUUAAUUUUUAUUGGCUUAGAUUUAAUUAUAAUCGAAAUGAAAAAUCAAAUGAAUGGCGUUGUUGCGCUUCAGUAUUUUAUAAUAAUGUAAAAAAUUUUAAUCGUCUUGUUCAACGAUUAAUAAUAAUUCAUAGUCGAUCAUUAAUCUAUAAUGUUAAAGAUAAUGAUCAAACACGUUCAACAGUAUUUUUAUUCGGUGAUGUUGAACCAGGAUAA